Molecule: messenger RNA, 1516 nt
Organism: Fundulus heteroclitus (mummichog)
Lineage: Eukaryota; Metazoa; Chordata; Actinopteri; Cyprinodontiformes; Fundulidae
Product: immediate early response gene 5-like protein
Exons: 1
Coding region: 182-1069 (295 amino acids)
Source: RefSeq, a predicted model, not a curated record
UGGCAAAGGAAAGAUGAGAGUUGAAAAUCCAUGCCCUUACUGGGAAGACAUGGAGCGCUAUGGACACAGUCUACGCGAGCCUAGUAGGUAUAUCAACUAACGAGAUAAACAUUUCUCCUUUUACAAAACGAGCGCUUUGAGAAACUGAGAGGAAAAGAGGAAAAGGUGUGCCAAGUUGAGGAUGGAGUGUGCUUUUGACGCACAGAACCUGAUCUCCAUUUCUUUGAGGAAAAUCCAAAGCUCCAGGACGCAGAGAGGCGGCAUCAAGCUCCACAAGAACUUGCUGGUAACAUACGUCCUCAGAAACGCCAGGCAGUUUUACAUGAGCAAAAACUCGUUGCAGACGCACAGAACACCCCCAUACGAGGAUGCGGCGGCGGUCCGUGGGAGGCAAGAGUACCUCGAACUGACCGGCAGCUUCACGGAGUUGGCUGAUGACUUCUACUGCAACUUUACAGGCGUGGAGUCGGACAGCUGGCACUGCGGAGCGCACCAAUCCAGCGCACUGCCUACGGGGCUGGCGCACCAAGACGCCUCUGCCUGCGCAAUGGUUUCUCCAAGUGACUCUGAGCUCAUGGUUUCGGAAGCCUGCUGGAGCUGCGCGGACAAAUCUUCCUGGGAGUUACCCAUCCCAAACGCACAAGCCAACCAAAAGACUGUCCUGGACUUGGACACGCAUGUGGUGACAACUGUGACGAACGGAUACUUCCACUCAGACUGUUGCGCGCAGCCGAAACACCCGCAGGCGGGCGCGCAGUGCUACAGCAGAAAGCGAAAGCUGGACACAAGUUAUUGUAUUGUUGACCCGGAGUUUUAUUUGCCGGACUUUGUGCCUGUGCCGUGUAAGAGGAUGAGGAGCGAAGAGGAGGACGAGUUACAGUCGGACUCGGAACAGCUGGACGGCGCGAACAUCUCCAACCUGAUCUCGGUUCUGGGAUCAGGUGGGCUAUCUGAGUUUGUGAGUUGGCAGCACAUGGACCUUGAGCAGAUAUUCGGCUCCCAGACAAUUUGUUUAAAACACACACUGUUGGCAGGCAGUGGCUGGACCAGAGCAAUCGAAGCAUUUUGAUUUAUGUGAUUGUUGUUUUGUUUGUUUUUUUUGUCCUUGUAUGCUUUGACUUCGUUAUUUUUCAAAUAAACCAUGGCACCACUGCAAUCUCCACUCUCUCUGUGCUGUUAUUGAAGAAUACCGCUGAAAUGUGACUUAAUCACAUCCACCUCCGGUUACUGUUGCACGUUGACUUUGUUCAUGCCGAUUUUGACCAUUACUGCAAUUAGAGAUUAAGCGCAUUUUCUUGUGAUGCCCUUAGAAUAGAGCAUACUGGAGUCUGUCUUUGGAUUGUAUUUCCUGAGGAAACGGGUCAGCGCUGUUUCUGUGAAAAGGUGUUGGAAGAGCGCCAUCAUGUGGCCAGGGAUGAUUUGUACAGCAUCAUGCACCAGCAUAACGCAGGAUAUCAUUCUGUAAAUAUAUUAUUUAUAUCAAGACCUUUUUUUAAAAUAAAUAAAGUUGACACUA